AUGUUUUAUAUGUUGCCUCAACCCUCGAAUCGUCGAUCAACGCCGACAACAACAUCACUCUCUCCUCUUCUCACCCUACUCCUUGCUGUGUUGGUUUUGACAGGUUCCUACCUUUAUCAAGGUCUUCUUCCUAGAGUUACCCAUUUCAAAAACGAUUAUUCUUUCCGUGAAGAUCGAGCUCUCAAAUUCCUUCAACAAUUUUCCACUCAACUCGGACCACGAGUGGUUGGAACGUUUCAAGAAAAGCAAAGCUCUGAUUUUUUGAAAUUAGAAUUAAUGAAUGUGAUGAUGAAACAUUCACAAAAAGAAAAGGAUCGAGAGGAAUCAAGAAAUGCUACCACCACGGUUGCAACCACGAUUGUGAGUGGACAUUUAGUGAGAUUGGAAGAACAAUUCGGAUCUGGUGAUUGUUUUAUUGAAAUUAUUGGAAGAAAAUUGUUUACACAUUAUACCAAUUUGUCCAAUAUUAUGGUGAGAAUUGAUCCUCCAUUCGGUGUUGAUCAUGCAAAUGGUGAUGGUUUAUUAAUUUCAAGUCAUUUUGAUUCAGGAUCGACUUCUCCUGGAUUUUAUGAUGAUGGAAUUCCAGUCACUUGUAUGGUUGAAACUUUUCACAAUUUGUUGGGAUUAAUACGAGAGGAUCAAUUGAAACUUGAAAGAAGUGUCAUAUUUUUAUUUAAUGGAGCUGAGGAAGUUGGAUUGUUGGGAGCCGAAUUAUUCUUUCAACAUGUAUGGUCCAAGGAUGUGAAAUACUUUUUGAAUUUGGAAGCUGCUGGAUCUGCUUCCAAAGAAGUUGCGUUUCAAAUUAAGAAUUUAUUUUUGGCAAAACAAUUUGCCAAGUAUGUGAAAAGAGCGAGCGGAAAUGUUGUAGCUCAAGAUGUUUUUCAAGCUAAUAUUGUUCCAUCAGCAACUGAUUAUUACAUUUACAAUAAUCGUAAUUUAACUGGAAUUGACAUUUCAUUUUAUAAGAAUGGUUAUGUCUAUCACACUUCUUUGGAUGCAGAGAGAGCCUAUGAGGCAGGUGGAAUUCAGCACAUGGGUGACAAUGUUCAAGGUUUUGUUUCUCAUUUUGCGAGCUCUAAAUUUGAAGCCAAACAAAUGGCAGCAGAGAAAAACAUUCAAAAGUUUGUCUAUUUUGAUGUUUUUGGAUUGUUUUUUGCAACCUAUAGUAUGGAAACAGCUAAAUUGAUGAACAUCUCCAUUCUUGUUGUAGCUGCCACUUUAUUGGGAUUUUCAAUCUUCUCUAAGGGUAUCUAUUCUCUCUUUGACCGAUUGGUUUCACUCUUUUUCCUGUUCUUGGUGUUAUUGAUUGGACUUGCAACCAACAUGGGAUUCUCGAUUCUGUUAGUUUUGAAUGACAAGAGAAUGUUAUUCUUUGCUUUCCAUCCCAUGUUCAGUGUUGCGUUAUUUGGCUCUAUUUUACUCUUUGUGUAUAUCACCUCUAUUGAAAUUACGAGAAAAUUCAUUUAUGGGCUCAGCACAAAAGGAAUUAGGGAUGCCGUGACAUGGGUGUUUGUUGUAUUCCUCACACUGUUCACCUAUUUCAAUAUUCCAUCAGGAUAUAUUUUCACAGUGACUACUACAUGCCUACUUUUGGCUUACUUUAUCAUUCCACAACUGUCCUUAAUUUUCUCUUUGGUCGGGUUGGCGUUCCUUUGUAGCAUUCUCAAUCAAAUUUAUGAUAUGUUCAUUCCUAUGAGUGGGCGAAUGGGAAAAGCACUUGAGGCAGACUAUGGUGUUGCUGUUCUCGUGACUGUGACAGUAUUCUUAAUGUUGUGUCAAGUGUUACCCUUAUUAAUUGCGGAUGAGAAAAGAAGUAUGAUAAGAACUGUCGUUGCACUCUUUGUUGUGAGUUUGUCUCUCGUUAUGGUGUUGUUAUUAGGAAAUGGAGCAGUGGCCUUCACAAAAUUGCAUCCAAAGCGUGCCUCACUUCAACAUAUUUUCCACUUUAAGGCAAACGAUGUGAAAUAUCCUUUGAAAAAUACUCAUUCCUAUCAACUUAUUAUCAGUCCUUCUACAAGUAAGGAAGAAGUAUUGUUGAAAGGAUUGAAUAUUUCUCCACCUUUUUCGAGAGCGAAUGAAGAAUCAGGUUUUCCAAUUUUACCCCAUUCUGUGAAGAGUGUUAUAACACCAACUAAAUAUCCAGGGCCAUUCCUCACACGAAUGACAAACAAUGAAUUCUAUCCAUGGGCCCAUGUACUUCCCAAAAUCCUGAUUCAGAAUUACUUCAAGACAAAUGGCAGUGUGCAUGUGAAUAUUGUUUUGGAUGAGCAAGUCUUUCAUUCGAGUGUGCAUAUUUUCACAAAUAUUGCCAUAGUUGAUUCGUCGUUCCAAACUCCAAUGAAUUAUUCUAUAAUGCCCUCAACAAGAGGUGAAUUUAAAAAUGAAUACAUCGUAACAGGUGUGUUUGGUUACAAUAGAGAUGAAAAGUUGAUGAAAGAAAAAUCCAAAGUCUUUUCAUUUUGGUUAAAGUUUGAUGCCAAGCCUCAAGAAAAUGCAGAAAACCUCCGAAUUAAGUUUGAAAUACGUAGCACCUUCUUUUCAUCGACCCUUUCUCUUACUGAGCUGACCAAAUUACUCCCAGAGUGGUCUCAGCCAAUUACUUCCACUCACUCCUCCAUUGACAUUGCCCCAUUCGAGCUAAAUGGUGACAAUGUUACCCUCUUAAAUUAUUAA
Molecule: messenger RNA, 2673 nt
Organism: Naegleria fowleri
Lineage: Eukaryota; Heterolobosea; Eutetramitea; Acrasida; Naegleriidae
Exons: 1
Coding region: 1-2673 (890 amino acids)
Biological process (GO): proteolysis
Molecular function (GO): metalloexopeptidase activity
Source: RefSeq, a predicted model, not a curated record